This is a messenger RNA of Striga asiatica, 1284 nucleotides long. The record is from the annotation of a GenBank genome assembly. Lineage: Eukaryota; Viridiplantae; Streptophyta; Magnoliopsida; Lamiales; Orobanchaceae.
AUGAAUGCAGGAGAUGUAGAGUUGAUCUCCAAAUCCAUCCUGAAGCCAUCCUCUCCAACUCCCCAAACCCACAAAACCCUUAAACUCUCAUUCUUCGACCAAUUAGUCCCGCCGUUUUACGUCCCCAUCAUCUUCUUCUACCCGGCCCCGACCAAAACCUCGGAUGCCGCCCAUAUCUCCCAUCGCCUGAAACAAUCCUUCUCCCACGCCCUCUCUCUAUUCCCCGCACUCGCCGGAAAAAUCGACCCUGAAAACCCCGCCGCCGUCCAAUGCUCCGACGCCGGCGCCCGAUUCACAGAGACCCGAGUCCACGCCCGCUUAUCAGACGCCAUCAAAGACCCGAAAAUGGAAAAUCUCAUCAAAUACCUCCCAGCAAACCCCCACAGCGCCAUUCACGAGGACUCCCUGCUAGCCGUGCAGAUCAAUUUCUUCAACUGUGGCGGAAUUGCCCUUGGAAUUUGCUCUUCCCAUCAAGUCACCGACGGCUCCUCUCUUGUAUCAUUCAUCCUCUCCUGGGCCGAAAUUUGCCUCCGUGGCCAGGGGCAAAACCGUAAAUUCCCAGAGUUCGACCUGGCUCGUCAUUUUCCGCCAAGAGACCCAUCAGAUCCCGGAUUCUCCCAAUCGAUAUAUUUCAAGAAGGAGAAUCUCGUGACCAAAAGGCUCGUUUUCGACCGCGAAAAACUGGCGGCUCUCAGAAGAGCCGCCGCCGCUGGAAAAGUCAAAGUCAACCACCCGACUCGAGUGGAGCUCGUCUCGGCUUACAUCUGGAAAAACAUAAUAGAAAUAGGCCGGGCGAAAAACAUCCAGCUGUCGUCCGCGUGGCAUGUCGUGAACUUGCGGCCGAGGGUUACAAGCUGCGAACUGGAAAAUGUGUUCGGAAAUUGUAUUAUGAAAAAGUAUAUCUAUUCGGAAGGUGGAGAGCCGGAGUUUCGCCAACUGGUGGGCAAAAUGGGGAAUGGGCUAAGAGAAAUCGAUGAGGAAUAUGUAUUAAGGGCGGGAAAAGGAGGUUAUUUGGAUGAUUUGAGUAAAUACUUUGAUUUGGUGGGGAAAGGUGAAAUCGAGACGUGCGGGUUUAGCAGUUGGUGUCGUUUUCCGGUUUACGAUGUGGAUUUCGGGUGGGGGAAGCCGGAGUGGGUCUGCCCGGCGAGCUGCCCGGAAAAGAAUUUCAGUUUCAUGUUUGGGGCUAAAGAUGGAGAGGGGAUUGAGCUGUGGAGUAAUAUGAGGGAAUCUAGCUAUAUGUACCUUGAGAACAAAUUUAAACUCCUUGGGAAAGAAGAGAUUUGA